Molecule: messenger RNA, 8731 nt
Organism: Ictalurus punctatus (channel catfish)
Lineage: Eukaryota; Metazoa; Chordata; Actinopteri; Siluriformes; Ictaluridae
Gene: dspa
Product: desmoplakin a
Exons: 24
Coding region: 180-8249 (2689 amino acids)
Biological process (GO): cell-cell adhesion; intermediate filament cytoskeleton organization; skin development
Cellular component (GO): plasma membrane; cytoskeleton; intercalated disc
Molecular function (GO): structural molecule activity; protein binding
Source: RefSeq, a predicted model, not a curated record
UCUGGAGCCGAGAGGAGAAGUGCGCACUUCAAACACACCGAGCGGACACACACACACACACACACACACACCUACCGAGCGGACACACACACACACACACACACUCAAACUUUCUGAUUUUGGAUUUUAUUUCUUUCGAGUUUUAUUGUCAGUGAAGAAAGAAACAGCGCGCGUUCACGAUGAGCGCGCACGGGACACCUUCCUCGCGCUUUCCUACCGUGUCGCGCGGAUCGACCAUGCGCGUCACCGACCAGAUGUUCGUGUCCGGAAACGGCUUCCAGCCGGACCUGAGUGAGAACUUAAUGCAGCAGCAGCAGCAGCAGCAGCAGCGCUAUAUUUACAGCAUGAAGACUCAGGAAAGCAUUGUGCGCUUUCAGAAGAAAUGCCAGAUUAUAUAUAAUCGCUGCAUGACCAACCUCGAAUUGGCCCAAAAUCUAAUGGAGCAAGGAGGAUCUAUGGUUGAAUUUCAUAGUGUGAUGGACGCGGUUGGUGAUGACAUGAAUCAGCUUCAUCAGUGUUUAAUGGAAGCAAAGAACUACGGCCAUAACCCUGACUUCGUCAUCAGAAGUCUGGAGGAAUGCAAUGCGUUUUACUCUGAGCUCACAGCCAAUGCAGGACGAAUGACAACACGCCCGUCUCGCACCAGCACAAGCCGAGAGGAGCACAACAGCAAGAGCUUCUAUGAUGCCAUUAGCUGGAUCAACCAACAGAAACGUCUGAUUGAGACAGCACAGUUUGGUGAUGACAGUGCGACCAUUGAGCAGCAGAUCACGAACCACACCAGGUUCCACAGCUCCAUCCAGAGGAGUGCAGAAGUGCAGAGAGCCAGGGAUGAACUGAUGCAGUCAGGAGAUAAGGGAAAUAUUCAUGCUCUGGACCAGGAGUGGGACAUGUUACAGAAAAUGUCUCAUGACCGUAUGAAUCAGCUGCGAGAUAUGCAGAGCAUCCUCUCCGACAUCUCUCAGGCCAUCAUGUGGGUGAACGACAGAGAGGAGGAGGAGCUCAUGUUCGACUGGGGUGAUAAAAACAUCGACACCUACAUCCCCAAGAAACAGGAAAGCUACUCGAGGCUGAUGAGUGACCUGGAGGUGAAGGAGAAGGAGCUGAACAAGUUGAAAUCCAAAGUGGAUCAGCUGCUGAAGAGCAAUCACCCAGCAUCAGAUAAAAUCGAGGCCUACAUGGACACACUGCAGACUCAGUGGAGCUGGCUGCUACAGAUCACCAAGUGCAUCGACAUCCACCUGAAAGAAAACGCCGCCUACAGCCAGUUCUUUAGGGAGGCGAAUGAGACGUACACCAAACUCCAAAAAGAUGAUGAGAACAUCCGCAAGAAAUUCACUUGCACUAAAACUACACCUCUGGAGUCUCUGACGGAACUGCUGAAAAACCUGGAGAAGGAGAAGGAGAGGCUGGCGGAGAAUAAGAGGCAGGUACAGACGCUGGUGAACAAGUCAAGGAGUAUUGUGCGUCUGAAACCUCGAAACCCAGAGUACAAGAGCAACAGCGCUGUGAUAGUAAAGGCACUGUGUGACUUUAAACAGGACCAGAGGGGUAUUCUAAAAGGGAACGAGGCGAUACUGAAGGAUAACUCUCAGCGCAGUAAGUGGAACGUGACCGGUCCUGGAGGACUGGACAUGCUCAUCCCCUCUGUGUGUCUCCUCAUCCCUCCACCAAACCCACUGUGCAUUGACCUGGCCAACAAGAAUGAGAAGUACUAUGAAGCCAUCAUGGGCAUCUGGAACCAGCUGUUCAUCAACAUUAAGAGUCUGAUCUCCUGGCAGUACUGUCUGAGGGACAUCAAUCAGAUCAACUCACUCACCAUCAACAUGUUGUCUAAGAUGAAGCCUGAGGAGUACCGGAACAUCAUUAAGAGUCUGGAGCAUCACUACGAGGAGUUUCGGCGUCUCAGUCAUCAGUCCAACCUGUUCGAAGAUGCGGACAAGAGGAAGAUUGAGGCAGAUUACAGCAGCGCACAGACGUACUACGACCAAAUCAUCACCCAAUCACAGUCUAACACCAAGUUGAAGCCUCCGGUGAAAGUGAUUCCAGGGAAGACUCCCACAGUCAACAUUAUCGAGGUGGACUCAUCCACGAAGACCCAAACACACAACCUGCUCACACUCACACACACACUGCGUCGCAGACUGGAGGCGGCCGAGGGCGGACUGAGCGAACACCUCCACGUCCCUCUGAGAAACAACAGUGUACAAGAGUGUACACAGAGACUGCAGCUACUGCAGGGUGUUCAUCAUGACCUGGGCUCUAUCCGUGAUGAGUACACGCAUCUCAGAGAGCUGGUGAUGAAGCAGGAAGCGACCGCUGACCCAGAGCAGGCGAAAUUCCUGAGAGCUGAGCUUGAGCUCAUCAACCAGAAACUGAGCAGCUUACACAGCUUCUCCAACUCUUACAUACAGAGGCUCAAUGCUCUGAGAGCUCUCCUGCAGAACCUCAUUCGUGCUGAAGACAUUAUUAAAGUUCAUGAAGCUCGACUAACAGAGAAAGAGACUAGCUCUCUGGAUCUGGGUGAACUGCGGGACUACCGUAAAACACUCAAGAACAUGAAGGCAGAUCUGGAGCAGAGAAAGGAGGUUCUGAGUGCGAUGGAGUCGGACCUGGAUCAGGCUGUUCACUGGAAUGGACAAAUCGAUCAAAACUUCCACCAGUGUGACGUGGACUUGGCCAAAUUCAAAGAGCUAGUGACGCAGCUGAACGACCGCUGGAUCCGCAUCAUCUCUCAGAUCAACACCAGGCAGGGUGAUCUGGAGAAACAGGAGAAAAAGCUUGAUGAGUAUAAACAGAGCCACACCAGCGUUGACCAGUGGAUCGACCAAACGAGUCGUCGUCUAGACACGCUCCAGAGCUACAAACUGAACACAGUGCAGGACCUGAACGACCAUAUGAACCAACACAAGACACUGCAUUCUGAGAUUAAGGGGAAAAAGGACAAAGUGGACGAAGUGCAGAAGGACGCCAGCACUUGUGCUGCCUCCAUAAAGGAUUAUGAGCUGGAGCUGGCGUCGUACAGUGCCGGAUUGGAGACGCUGCUCAACAUUCCCUUCAAGAGAACCAUGCUGCAGUCUCCAGCCACUGUACUGAACCAGGAGGCCGCAGAUGUUCAGUCUCGUUAUAUCGAGCUUCUGACUCGCUCGACUGAUUACUACAAGCUCCUCACUGAGAUGCAGAAGAACAUGGAGGACCUGAAGAUGCGAAACACUAAAAUUGACCUUUUGGAGGAAGAACUAAGGCGCCUGAGGGACGACUUGCAGGAACGCUCGCAGAAGAACAGGUCCCUGGAGGACAUCUUGGCCCGUUACAAACUAGAACUCUCCCAAUCUAAGGAACAGUUAAUCUCUAUGGAGGAAGUGAAGAGCACUGAGGCCAUAAGGUACCAUGCAGCUAGAGAGAACCUGGACACCACCCAAAAUCAGCUAAAAGACUUAAAUGACCAGGUGGCCCGGCUUACGCUGCUUAUUGAAGAGGAGAAACGUAAGCGAAGGCUGGCUGAGGAGCGUUAUACCAGCCAACAACAGGAGUAUGAGGCUGCCAUCCGCAAGAGACAAAAAGAGCUGGAUGAACUUAACUGGUCCAAGAUCGACUUUGAGAAGGCCAUCAAGGACAAGGAGCGGGAGAUUGAGCGUCUGAAGAUGCAGUUGGAGGACGAGGGCUCUCGGCGCCGAGCAGCGGAAUCUGAAACCUCUAAGGUAAGAAACCAGUUGAACCAGGAGAUCAGUACUCUAAAACAAACGUACGAGUCCGAGAUCCACGUCACCAAAACCACCGUGCUAAAGGCUACACAGCAAAAGGAAGAGGACAAUGCUGCCUUGAACCUGCGGCUGGAGAGGCUCAUGGAUGAGAAACGGGAUCUUGAAGAGGAGCUCAGGAGGCUUCAGUUGUCCAUCAGCCAAAUGGAAGAAGCCAGAAAGAGGGCUGAGCAGGAAGCUUACCAAGAAAGAUCCUCAGGAACAGAGGAGACCAGAAAGCGAAAGGAACUAGAGAUACACAUUCAAACCAUCACACGACAGAGGACUGAACUUGAGACCAAGUACAAGGAAGAACUUGCCCAGGCCAACAACAGAACGCAAGAAAAAGUCCGUCAGAUAUCAGUCCUUACUCAAAACCUGGAUGAGGAGACCCGGAAGAGAAAAGCUCUGGAACAAGAGAACCAAAGACUGCGACAGUCAGAGGCAGACUUGCUUGCCAAGCACACAUCCUCGCUGGAAGUCAUCAACAAACUAAAGAUCACGGAGAAAGAGACAAACCUUAUUCGUGUUGAGCUGGAGAAGCAAGCAAGUGAAAAAGGAAAAGUGGAGCUGAGCGCUGCCAGGAUGCAGACUCGCAUUAAAGAUUUACAGGACAUGAUAGACAACCUUGAGGCUGAGCUGGAUAAAGAGAAAAAAGGCAACCAGGAUGAACUUACGAGGAGAAAGAGGAUAGAAGCCGAGCUGGAAAGGGUGAAUCAGUUGUGCAGAGAGUACACAACUACCAUUAACACUCUCCAUGUCCAUAAGGAGGAGGAGAGUGCCACUGGCCGAAGGCACGAACAGGACCUCCGUCGUGUCCAGGAGGAGCUGGACAAAUCUCGGAAGGAGCACACGGUAACUUCUGAGAAACUUAGCAGGCUGACGGCCGAGCUGAAGGCCUUGCAGCAGCAGCUGAUUCAAGAGCAAGCCCGUGUCCGGGAGGUCAACCUACGCAACGAGACUCUCUACAAGACCAUAGAGGAGAAGAGCCGAGGGUUAAAUGAAAGCAUGUCUGAAAUUGAGAAGCUCAAGAGUCUCACUCAAAACCUCACCAAGGAAAGGCUGAAGCUAGAGGAGGAGCUGAGGAGUGUACGCCAGGAACGGGAUGACUUACGGAGCAACAAAACCAGCAACGAGAGUGAACAUAUGGCCCAACUGUCAGCCAUACAGCUCCAGCUUCAGACCUCAAAUAAGAGAAGCCUAGAGCUCCAGGCCCACAUUAGUGAGCUGACAAAAGAGAGAGAAAAUUUAAAGGCGGAAAUAGCCAAAAUCCAAAAGCAAUAUACGGAGACCUCCCUGAUCAUACAUGAGUCUCAGACACACUACAAGGAGAUCCUACAAGAGAGAGAUAGUCUCCUGGCCAAACUUAAGUUGCUGGACAUGGACAAAGGGAAGCAGCAGCGCUCUGAGGAAGAGCUGAGUCGCAUCAAGAUGUCACUAGAAUCAGAGCUGCGUCAGAAGCAGCGCCUCCAAGAGGAAAUGGACAAAAUCCGCAAGGAUUUUAACUACUGGAAAAGCCAAUAUGAGAUAAAGGAUGGUCAAGUUAGACAGUGCCAGACAGAUAAAGACAAGGCAGAGAGGGACAGGGCUUCACUGCACAGUGAGAUCACAAAACUGACCGCUGAGCUUAGAAGUGUAGAGGAACGGUACCGCACUCGACUACAGAGCUCCGAGUUUGAAGUGUCUGAACUCACCCGCAAGCGAGAGGCUCUGGAAAGGGAGCUGAGGAAGCUGCAACAACGUCCAAACGCCUUUACUAAGCAGACACAGACAGAUGAGAAAGUGGCCAUGAUUGACCCAUCAAAGCUUGUUUUUGAUGGCAUUCGCCGAAAGGUAACAGCUCAUCAGCUUUGUGACUGUGGGAUCAUUGAUAAAGCCAUCCUCGAUAAGCUGCUGAAGGGCCAGAUCACAGUGUCGGAUGUUUCGGUGAAUAUUCAGCGCAGUCUUAAGGGUGCAGGGAUUAUUGCAGGUGUUCAGCAAGGUUCCCAGAGCAGAAUGCCAAUCACAGAAGCUAAAAGUAAGAACCUGCUGAGUCCACAGAGUGCCAUGAUGUUGCUGGAGGCUCAAGCCGCCACUGGCCACGUGAUUGAUCCAAAGUUUAAUGAGAAGAUGCCAGUAGAUACAGCCUGCUCAAGAGGUAUUGUUGACACAGAGGACAGGGACGCCCUCAUUACAGCUGAGGCAGCUUGUACAGGGUUCAAGGAUCCAUUCACAGGAAAACUUUUAUCCGUUGGACAGGCAUGCAAGAAAGGACAACUUGACAAAGAGAAGGCCAUUCGACUGCUCCAGGCUCAAGAAGCAGCGGGAGGGAUAAUUGACCCUGUGCUAAGUGUGUUUCUACCCAAAGACAUUGCCUUAGAUCGUGGCUUGAUUGAUGAAGAGCUUUAUCGUGCUCUGAACAAAAAGCCAGCUUGUUAUAUCAAUCCAGCAACUGCAGACAAGAUCAGCUACAGUGACUUGAGGAACAAGUGUGUCACAGAACCUGCAACUGGCCUUCUCCUGCUCCCUGUAAAUGAUAACUCGGAGUUCGUCCAGGGAAUCCGUGGCCAAGUCUCGCUCACUGAGCUUGUAAAUUCCAACCUAAUUAAUGAGGGAGAUGUGGACAAAGUGAAAAGAGGCCUGCUCACAACUAAAGAAAUUGAAAAUAGGCUAAAGACGUACCUGUCUGGCUCUGGUUGCAUCGCUGGCAUUUAUGAUGAGGCUCAGGAUAGAGUCAUGCCCUUCUACCAGGCCAUGAAAGAAAAUCUUCUCCGUCCAGGAACAACGUUGGAACUUCUGGAAGCGCAGGCUGCAUCAGGCUUCAUGAUUGAUCCAGUCAGUAAUGCCUGCAUGACAGUGGAGGAUGCAUGGAAGAGAGGCCUCGUGGGUAAAGAAUUUAAAAAUAAACUGCUGUCUGCCGAGAAGGCUGUGACUGGAUAUCGCGAUCCCAGUACAGGGCAGCUCGUCUCACUCUUUCAAGCUAUUGAAAAAGAGCUUAUCGAAAAGGGGCAUGGCAUUAGGCUUCUGGAGGCUCAGAUAGCCAGCGGUGGAAUCAUUGAUCCCAAAGAAAGCCAUCGCAUUGAUGUGGAUGUGGCUUACCGUAGAGGUUACUUUGACCGUGAGAUGAAUGAAAUUCUGACAUAUGAAGGUGAUGACACAAAGGGCUUCUUCGACCCAAACACUCAAGAAAAUCUGACCUAUCUGCAGCUGCAGAAGAGAUGUAUUUCUGACCCUAAGACUGGUCUGCUCCUGCUGCCUCUGAAGGACAAGAACAAGCAGAAGCAACAGACAAGUCAAAAAAACACUCUUCGCAAGAGGAGAGUGGUGAUUGUAGACCCAGACACAGGAAAAGAGAUGACAGUUCGUGAGGCUUAUCACAAAGAGCUGAUUGACUAUGACACGUUUCUGAAUCUUUCGGAGCAAGAGUGCGAGUGGGAGGAGAUCACCAUCACAGACUCAUCUGGCAAGAGUCGACUAAUUAUUGUUGACUGUAAAACAGGUACACAGUACGAUGUCCAGGACUACCUGGACAAGGGCAUUAUUCAAAAAAGUGCCUUAGAACAGUACCGCUCAGGGGCUCUCACGCUCGCCCAGUUUGCUAAUCUCUUUUCAAACAAAGGCACAAGUUCUGAGCUUUCCAUCUGCACCAGCAUCCCAGAAGAUAUUACAACCUGCAGUAGCCCCACUGAAGUUAGACCAUCUUCUCCAACGGUCCGCAAACGCUUUGCUAGUGUUUCCAUCACACUCUCCCCUCCUUCUGAUAUUCUGGAUGACCAGAGCCCGGUGGCAGCCAUCUUUGACACUGAAACCUUGGAGAAGAUUACAAUAAGUGAAGCUCAGCGUCGCGGAAUAGUCGACACGAUCACAGCACAGCGGCUCCUGGAGGCCCAGGCAUGCACUGGAGGUGUCAUAAACCCUGCCACUGGCAAGAGGCUCUCUCUGCAAGAUGCUGUACAUCAGACCAUCAUUGAUGAGGAAAUGGCCACCAAACUCAAGCCAGCUCAGAAAGCUUACACUGGAUUUGAGGACGUGAAAACCAAAAAGAAAAUGUCUGCUGCAGAGGCCAUUAAAGAAAAAUGGUUGCCGUAUGAGGCUGGGCAGAGGUUCCUGGAAUUCCAGUACCUGACUGGAGGUCUGCUGGAACCAGGAAGUGGCAAGCGAGUCAGCAUUGAAGAAGCCAUUCGAAGAGGUUGGCUGGAUGGUAGAGGAGCCCAGAAGCUGCAGGACACCAGGAGCUACUUGAAGAGCCUCACCUGCCCUAAAACUAAGCUGAAGAUUUCAUAUAAAGAAGCAAUGGACAACUGCAUGGUGGAAGAGACCAACGGAAUGAAAAUGCUCCAAGCCACAUCAAUGUCCACCAAGGGUAUCAGUAGCCCCUAUAACGUCUCCUCUGGACCCAGCUCCCGCACUGGAUCUAGAGCCGGAUCCCGGGGAAGCUCCAGGAGUGGAUCACGUCGAGGCAGUGUGGAUUACUCCACCUCCACUUACAGUUACACCUCCUCAUCUAGUGCAUUUACUUCCUUCCCUUAACAGCUUCAAACAUGCAUCUGUGGUGGCUAAUACUUUCACAUACAACUACUCAUUUUCCACAUAUAUAUAGAUAGAUAUAAAACAAUCUAUUAGAUUAAGAUAGGGUUUGGGAAUAUUAUACAUGACUCUUCUGGAUUAUCACUUACCUAAUCAGUUUUGUUUGGGUUAUUGGUGUCAUAUUUAGGUGCUUCUAUUUCUGACCUGCAUUUUAAAUCAGUAGAUUUUUGCAUCAUGUUAGGGUAGGGAUUAUACUUUAAUAAAAAUUAACAUGUAUCGCAAUAUCUACAAGUUGUGUUAUUUUCGUAGUUGUUCUGAACUUGAUUGAACAUUUUUAGAGCAUUAAAAUUGUAAUAAUAUAAUAAUCUUCUGAAAUUACAGAAAUGAUUAGAGUGAAUAAUUUUAUAACGUAUAAUUUGAAGACUGUCAAAACACUUUGUACUAACACAUGACGACAAAUUAUAAAUAAACUCUGUUUCCACUCA